ACUGAGCGCUCGGAGAAAAGCUCUCCUUGUGCUCCCGCAGCCUUCCUCUGUCAAGAGAAUUGGCUGUCGAAGGGGACGGCCCGCGUUGGUUCUCCCACCUUCUCCCUAACUUUUCGCCGAGUGGAAUGAUAUCCAGACUCAAUUUGGGGGUGUUGAUGUUGUUGUUGAGAGGCAGGAAGUGAGGCACGUUCGCACUCUGAGUGCCCGAGAGGAGAGCCGAGAGGCGGCUCGCUUUAGACAGGACCUUCCUUUCUCCCUUCCCCCUUCCCGAAGGAAUAACCCGUGAAAUGGUUUCGUCUGAAGCGCUCUCGGGGCUGCUGUUGGGAUUUUGCAGCUAAAGGAGACCUUUUUGUUUUUGCCUUGGGUUUUCGCAACAGAAUUUUUGUGGAUGCUUCCUUUAUUCAGAACUUGGAAGAAAACCUGCCACUUUUUAAUGGCUGCCGCUGCUGGAUGAUCAUCUGAAACUCUUAAUAGAAGAGAAAAUAUUGCCAGAUGGUUUUCUGUAGGCUUUUUGUAAAUGAGUGAAGGAAGAAAUGCCUCUACCUUUUGGGCUGAAGUUGAAACGAACUCGACGCUAUACAGUAUCUAGCAAGAGCUGCUUGGUAGCCCGCAUUCAUCUACUUAACAAUGAGUUUGUGGAGUUCACACUAUCGGUGGAAAGCACUGGGCAGGAAAGUCUGGAGGCUGUGGCACAGAGACUUGAACUUCGAGAGAUUACCUAUUUUAGCCUUUGGUAUUUCAACAAGCAGAACCAGCGCAGGUGGAUAGACUUGGAUAAGCCUCUCAAAAAGCAACUGGAUAAAUAUGCAUUGGAGCCAACUGUGUUCUUUGGUGUGGUGUUUUAUGUGCCUUUUGUCUCUCAACUUCAGCAGGAAAUUACCAGAUAUCAGUAUUACCUACAACUAAAGAAAGACAUCUUGGAAGGAAACAUACCUUGCACUUUUGAACAAGCAAUUCAUCUUGCUGGCUUAGCUGUUCAAGCUGAUUUUGGGGAUUAUGACCAAUAUGAAUCACAAGAAUUUCUACAGAGAUUUGCCUUGUUUCCUGUGGGCUGGUUGCAAGAUGAGAAGAUGUUAGAAGAAGCAACUCAGAAAGUGGCAUUACUCCACCAAAAAUAUAGGGGCCUCACACCACCUGAUGCAGAGAUGUUAUAUAUGCAAGAAGUUGAGAGAAUGGAAGGUUAUGGUGAAGAGACCUACCCUGCUAAGGAUAGCCAAGGAAGUGACAUAUUCAUCGGAGCUUGUCUCGAUGGAAUUUUUGUCAAGCAUAAAAAUGGUCGGCCUCCUGUAAUAUUUAGGUGGCAUGACAUUGCUAAUAUGACCCACAACAAAUCUUUUUUUGCAUUAGAAUUAGCCAAUAAAGAAGAGACAAUCCAAUUCCAAACUGAAGAUAUGGAAACAGCAAAAUAUGUGUGGAGGAUGUGUGUGGCCAGACACAAAUUUUACAGAUUAAAUAAAUGUAGCCUAGACUCCCCAGAUUCUUCGCCUGAGGAAGGCUCUCAGAAAUCUUUCCUCAUUCUUGCCUUUCCACGCUUUCCAAUUCUUUCUCGUCCUUCUCUGCCCAAAGGACAAGCUCAGACAGUGACAGUGAAUCCAGUUAGAAGGCGAUCAACCUCCAGGUUGUCUCUGCAGCCCAAACCACAGCCUUAUAUGAUGCCUCCACCACCUCAGUUACACUACAAUGGACACUACCCAGAACCAUAUGCAUCCUCGCAAGAUAAUCUCUAUGGGACGAACCAGAAUGGCUAUUACUGCCAUUCUCAGACUAGCUUAGACAGAGCACCACACGACUACAAUGGCAGAAUCCGCAAUGGCAGUGUCUACAGUGCUCACAGCACAAAUUCCUUGAAUAACCUGCAGCACUACAUGCAGCCAUCGCCCAUGUCCUCCAACCCGAGCAUUACUGGCAGUGAUGUCCUCCAUUCAGAUUAUGUCCCAUCGCAUCGACAUAGUGCCGUAAUACCACCUUCUUAUCGGCCUACCCCAGAUUAUGAGACUGUGAUGAAGCAACUAAACCGAGGAAUGAUGAAUUCAGACAAGCAGAGUCAUUCCAUGAGAAACCUUAAUAUAGGCAAUUCAUACGCUUAUAGUAGGCCUGAUGCCUUGGUGUACAGUCAGCCUGAAAUCCGAGAACAUGCUAACUUUGCUUCUCCCCAUUCUGGUCAUUACCCAUUUAAUCUGAAUUACAGCUUCCACAGCCAGUCCUCCUAUCCGUAUCCCGCUGAAAGGCGCUUGGUAGUUGGAGCCGUGAGUGUUCCUGAGCUAACAAAUGUUCAGUUGCAAGCCCAAGAAUAUCCAGCACCAAACAUCAUGAAGACUCAAGUAUACCGCCCUCCGCCUCCUUAUCCUUAUCCACGACCUGCUAACAGCACACCAGAUCUAUCCAGGCACUUCUACAGUAGCAAUAGCAAUCCUGAUCUCAUCACCCGACGGGUCCAUCACUCUGUCCAGACGUUCCAGGAGGACAGCCUACCAGUUGCCCAUUCCCUUCAGGAAGUGAGCGAGCCUUUGACAUCAGCCCGGCAUGCUCAGUUGCAGAAGAGAAACAGCAUUGAAAUUGCUGGCCUGGCACACAGUUUUGAGGCCAUGAGGAUUAAAGAGAGAACCAUGUCAGCCUCAGCUGCAGAUGUGGCUCAGCCAAAGGCGAUCCCUUCUGGGUCACAGACUUCUGUAUUCCUAGAAAGGGCAAAGCAAGAAGAAAUUGAGGAGCAAGAAGACCAUGUGAAUUAUGGGCAUAAGAAAUCUCUUUCAGAUGCAACUAUGCUCAUUCAUAGCAGCGAGGAAGAGGAAGAAUGUGAAGACGAAAACAAGGCUAAUCCAGCGCUGCCAUUUCUCAAUGAAAAAUCCCAGCUUCCUUCCCUAAUGGCAUGUUAUCCAACUGAAUCUUUAUUGAACUACCCUUAUAGUUCCAUUGCUUCAUCUCCUGGUCCUUUACAUAUACAUGAACCUAAAUUGCACAUUACUGAGACUGACAGGAGGGUAAAAGAUGUGAGCCCCUCACACAUCAUGGGUGACUCUCAGGUGCUAAGGAGAGAAGAUGGACUGUUAACUCCAUCUGUGUCAGAGUCUGACUUAACCAUUUCUGCCCGGUAUAGAGUGCGGAAGGAUUCCAUAAAGAAGAGACCAGUGUCUGAAUUACUGUCAGGGAAGAAGAAUAUUGUAGAAGGGCUGCCUCCUUUAGGGGUCAUGAAAAAGAACAGAGCUGAAGCUAAAAAAAUAGGACCUUUGAAGUUAGCAGCUCUGAAUGGACUAACAUUGUCUCGUCUUCCUCUGCCAAGUGAGGGGAAGGAAGAAUCUCCCAGAGCAACAAAUGAUGAACGGUUUAAGGGUUUGGAACAAAGGUUAGACCAAGGGAUGGUGUUUACGGAAUAUGAACGGAUUCAGAAGAAAAGGCUUGUAGAAGGUGACUGUUCAAUAGCCUGUCUCCCAGAAAAUGCAGAAAGGAACCGAUUCCAGGAUGUGCUUCCUUAUGAUGACACCAGAGUUGAGCUAGUCCCUACUAAGGAAAAUAAUACGGGCUAUAUCAACGCAUCACACAUUAAGGUCUGUGUCGGGGGCAUGGAGUGGGAUUAUAUUGCAACUCAAGGUCCUUUGCAGAAUACAUGCCAAGAUUUCUGGCAGAUGGUAUGGGAGCAAGGGGUUGCCAUUAUAACCAUGGUGACAGCAGAAGAGGAAGUUGGCCGAGAGAAAAGUUUCCGAUACUGGCCGAGACUUGGUUCAAGGCACAACACAGUGACCUAUGGGAGAUUCAAGAUCACUACUCGCUUCCGGACUGAUUCUGGUUGCUAUGCCACCACAGGUUUGAAGAUCAAACACCUCCUCACAGGACAAGAGAGAACAGUUUGGCAUCUUCAGUAUACUGACUGGCCAGAGCAUGGCUGCCCAGAAGACACAAAAGGGUUUCUGUCAUACUUGGAAGAGAUACAGUCAGUACGGCGUCAUACCAACAGUACCGCAGACCCUGCAAUUCCCAAUCCCCCUCUACUGGUGCACUGCAGUGCUGGUGUAGGAAGAACUGGAGUGGUCAUCCUAUCAGAGAUCAUGAUUGCCUGUUUGGAGCACAAUGAGGCACUGGAUAUCCCAAGAAUGCUAGAAAUGCUGAGGCAGCAAAGGAUGAUGAUGGUGCAAACCCUAAGCCAAUACACAUUUGUCUAUGGAGUUCUCAUCCAGUUUCUUAAGAGUUCAAGGCUUAUAUAAGUUUUCUUCAUUCAAGCUUCAAAAGUCUCCUUCUUUUCAAGAGUUUACAAAAGCAGACGUUUGCCUCCCAGGAUUACAUGAAGUUUAAAAAUUCUGUAUGCAACUGGGCAUUGCUUUAGCAGAGUUCAUGUUGAAGCUGAAAGGAAUGUGUGUGUGUUGGGGAGCAGUGGUUUGAAAUGGGAAUGAUUCAUUGGGUUCUUCCGAUGAAACUGUGUUCAUGGCAGGCAUACAACUGCUGAUCCUAGGAAGACAUUACUGCACUGUACUGAAAAUCAUGAUGGUUAUAUCAUUAUGAAUGGAAAGCUAUACUGAUGUAUACUUGUGGAUAGACUGUGGUGAAAGAAGUGUGCCCUGCCUAUACAGUAGUGAUAAAUGGCAUCAUUGUGCUUGAGUUUUUUAUUUCAAUCUCUGUGAAUGUUUGUGUGUGUGUGUGUGUGUUGAUUUUUAUAUUGCAACCAGCAUCACCAACAAGCCAUUAAAGGAAGCACUUAAGACAGAGAGUG
Molecule: messenger RNA, 4699 nt
Organism: Notechis scutatus (mainland tiger snake)
Lineage: Eukaryota; Metazoa; Chordata; Lepidosauria; Squamata; Elapidae
Gene: PTPN21
Product: protein tyrosine phosphatase non-receptor type 21
Biological process (GO): protein dephosphorylation
Cellular component (GO): cytoplasm; cytoskeleton
Molecular function (GO): protein tyrosine phosphatase activity
Source: RefSeq, a predicted model, not a curated record